Molecule: messenger RNA, 4353 nt
Organism: Euleptes europaea (tarantolino)
Lineage: Eukaryota; Metazoa; Chordata; Lepidosauria; Squamata; Sphaerodactylidae
Product: RIMS-binding protein 3A-like
Exons: 1
Coding region: 1-4353 (1450 amino acids)
Biological process (GO): neuromuscular synaptic transmission
Molecular function (GO): protein binding
Source: RefSeq, a predicted model, not a curated record
AUGACCAAGGACAGUCCCUCAGAUGGGGGUGGCAGUCCUGCGCCCCUGCGCCCCCCUCAACAGACCCCACACAAAGCACCCUGCCAGCACUCCGCUGGCAGCGGGGCAAACAGCAGCGGCUGCGGCCCACCCCCAUCUCCUUUCCACGACGACCACCGGCGGGAACUAGAGACGCUGAGGGCCAAGUUGGAAGAGGAGCGCCUGCACUCUCGAGAGGCCCGGCGUUGUUUCGCCGUCGAGGCUCGGGAGCUCCGCCAGGCCGCCGAACAAGACCGGCAGCUGCUGGCUGACCAGCUCCGCUCCAAAUGGGAGCAGCAGCGGGCCCGCGAGCUCCACCAGCUGAGGGAGGCCACCGCGAGACACCGCGAGGCCGAGAUCCGGCAGCUGAUGCGCUGGAAAGAGGCCGAGCUGCGUGAGGCCCAGGAGCUCCUGUGGCAGGAGCGCGAUGCUGCCAUGCGGCAGGCCCGGGACUUGCAGCGUCAGCUGGCCAAAGAGCUGGUCAGCCAUGGCGGCGGCAGCAGCCGUGGAGAAGGAGGAGCCUCGGGCGGGGGGCCUAACGCCGAGUCCCACACCAAACUCCAAGAAGUCCUGGGCAAGCUCCGGUGGGAGGUCGACGGCGACCAGGCCGCUAGGAUCCGCCACCUCAAAGCCGAGCUGGAGCUGGAGCGGAGCCUCUUCCUCAAGUAUAUCCUGGAGCCCUUUGAAGGGGAGCCUUUGCCUGUGGGCUCCCCGCACAGAUUCAGCCAAGCCUCCUCGCCCCAGCACCUGGGCAGGGCCAGGCCCCAUUCCUGGCAGAGUCGCACUGCUGCCUCCACCCCAGAUGUCACUUCAGUUUUCAGGUCCCGCUCCCUGGUUAACAACCCGAGCAGAGGUGAGUCUCCCUGCCGCCACCCACUGCUGGAAGAAGGGAGCCCCUCCGACAGCAGCUGUCAGGAGCGGUCCCAGAAGAAAGCAUUGGGUAAAGAACUGGAUGUUGAGAAGGAGUCCAAGCAAGAGGCCUCGGUGGAUUCGCCCCCAAAAGGAAGAGUGGGCACUUGGGGGGCUGCCGGAGAAUGUGCUCAAGAAGCACAGCCACAGCAAGGCUGGUUGUCUGGCAACAGUUAUAACCAGCUGGUGAAGCAGAACACAGACUUGCUGAAGGCCCUGAGGGAGCUGGAGCAGAGGUGCACUCGCCUCAGGGAAGAGAACACCCUGCUCAGGAGGAGCAGCUUCCCAGACAGAGUGAAAUGGCUGAAAAGGAAGGCUGCCGAGCUGGCCGUCAUCGCCCAGCGGCUGGACGAAAGCUCCAAGAAAUUCCAAGAGCUCCGUCUGCUGAAGCUGUGCGAAAACCUUCGACGCGAGGUAGAGGAAAAACAGAAAAGGUGCGAUGAGAUUGAACUGAAACUUAAUACCAUGUUGAGCGAAAACGCCAGGUUAUCUGAGGAAAACUCUCAACUCCAAAAGGAAAACAAGCAGGAGGAAAAGAUUGAAAAUGAAAAUGCUGAUCUGAAGGUGAAACUAAUGCAGGCCACUGAUGAGAGAAAUUCUGCUGUUCAGUUGGCUGAAGGACUUGAAGCCAAAAUAGAGAAUUUAGAACAAGUAAUCAAGGACAUGAAACAGACAGCAGAACGUCAGCAGAGGUCAAAAUCUGAACAUGAGAAAACUUUACUGGAGCUGCAAAAGAAGGAAGAAGAAAUACAGCGACUGCAGCAAGCACAAAGAGAAAUAAAAAGACACUAUGAAGAAGAAGUACAGUUACUUGAUGCUGAGGUGAAUGAAUUAGAAAAUCAUUAUCAUAGUCAAACAGAACAUUUUGAUCUUCUGUCUCAAGAACUUGAGCGACUACAAAUUCAAAAGUCUGGGAUUCUGGGAUCAGAACUGUCUCAAGCAACAUGCAGUUCCACAGGAACGAGCUGUCCCGAGAAAUGGGAACAAGAGACCUACCAUGCUCUCCAUUGCAGUGACAGUACCAAUGAUGAAGACCGUGCAUCCGUGGCUUCUGUUGAUUUGAUCAAAAGUCCUUCAAAACUGCGCGUUUUUUUAGCCCGAGACAGUUACGAUCCUUUCAAUGGCCCUAAUAAGACUCCUGAGGCAGAACUUCCGCUAACAGCUGGAGAAUAUGUUUAUGUGUGUGGAGAUAUGGAUGAGGAUGGUUUCUAUGAAGGAGAGUUAAUGGAUGGCAGGAGAGGGAUGGUACCCUCAAAUAUGGUUGAGGAAGUUGCAGGUAAUGAUCUAAUUAGUUUCAUUCCUUCGGAGCCAAGUGACAUUUCCUAUAACUCAUUCCAUGAAACCAGUUUCCCCUGCCAAUGUGCUAGCAGUGACAGGAGAAGCAGCAGCCCAGAUGAAGAAGAUGUGUGUGUGAGCCUUCUGUCUAAGACACCAGAAGGGACAGUACGUGACGCCCAGGCAGCAGUGCCUUAUCCCCAAAAUGUGACUCUUCUCAAACAGUCGGCAAGAUCCAUUGUUAUAGGGUGGGAUCCACCCCAAGUGCCCAAGAGCUGGGGAGAAGUACUGAGCUACAACAUCUACGUCAAUGCAGAGUUGCGUCAAAAUGUGAAGGAAGGCAGUGAGAUGAGGACAGUGAUUGAGAACCUGGAUUUAAAGUUGCAGACUUACCGAAUCUCAGUUCAGAGUGUGACAGACAAAGGACAUUCUGAUGAAAUGCAAUGUACUUUCCUUGUAGGUAACACUUCCCAUAUUGCGCCAACUCUCCCAAACCUUCGGAACAUCACAGCCACAUCAGCAGAAGUCACUUGGUUACCAAGCAACAGUAACUAUACUCAUGCAGUGUACCUUAAUGAGAAGAAAUAUGGUGUGACAAAAGCAGGCGUCCACUGGUGUACUUUCCAAAACCUCAGGCCCAGCACUCGGUACAGCGUCAAAGUGGUACCUCUUGUGCCUAAUGAAGCGUUGGUCUAUCCUCAGAGGGGGUUGGAGCAGGGGUCAACAGAAGUUACAUUUACUACUCCAUCUGCGGGACCCCCCGAUGCCCCCCUUGAUGUCCAAGUCCACGCUGGUUCUUCUGCAGACUUUCUGGUUAUUAACUGGUUACCAGUAACAAUCCACGCAUCAGGAACAUCUAAUGGGGUGCAAGUCAUAGGCUACGCUAUUUAUGUCAGUGGACAGAAAGUAACCGAGAUAAUGUCACCAACAGCUGGGAGCGUAUCCUUAGAAGUUUCCCAACUCAAGAUGCUCCAAGGUCCUCAGACCGUUUCUGUAAGGACUGUUUCUCCGUUUGGGGAGUCUGGGGAUUCUGUGCAAACUUUAAUUCCGUCAACCCUGCUGAAAGUUCCUCACACUUUAUUCUCAAAGUAUGUUGCUUCUGGGCUUACUUUCAACGAAUCCUUAGAAUCUGAAGGCAGGCCAGUCCCUGCAACAACCUGUACAUCUUCAUCCAGCUUCUCUCACAUGUGUGUGUCCAAUCCAGAUACCAGUUUCACUGCUCACUUCACUGCUAACUGCAAAGACUCAGUAGGUCCUAUGCCCAUGGACAGUAUUUCUCAGAAUCAUAAUCCCUUUUCUCACAGUCAUACAAUGACAACUUCUCACAUUGUAAGAGAUGAAAAUAACGGAGAUUCCAUUUCGCAAAUAUCUGCUGGCAAGCAGACGUUACAGCAACCUUUUUCCGCAUUGUGGCAUGAAAGAUCUGCCAAUUCCACCCCAACAGUGGUAGAGGCAUUUGCUGAAGAGGCUGACAAGGACGAAGAUGUAGGUGCAAAGAUCUGUCUUCAGGAAGCACCAGACAAAUUCCCUGAGGACCAAAUGGAGCAAAUUCAACAACCAUGCAAAGAACUCUCUAUAUUAUCAGUGUCUGAACUUGAAGCACAGGAAGACAGAACAUCAAGAACAGGAAGCUGGCGGAGUUCUCUUGGUGACUACAGCCAUAACUCUGACCUUUCAGAUAUAGAGGAGGAGGAAGAAGAAGAGGACCAAGAGAGCAAACUGAGCAUUUCUGGAGAACAUGCCUGUGAGCCCCAGGGGAAAGCAGAAUCUCCCAUAGAACUGGCAAAAGACAAGAUUAUAACGAUGACUUUGAGAGGAGAUCAAACAGUGACACCCUCAGUGUCUAAUUCUGGCCCCCGAAGGAAUGUUGCUGCAGGAGAUUCAGUCUGUGAUGACUCCGAAAGAGUAUUCGUAGCCCUUUUUGACUAUGACCCCACUACUAUGUCACCGAAUUCUGAUGCAGAUGAAGAAGAGCUGCCAUUUAAAAAGGGGCAGAUUCUAAAAGUGAUCGGUGACAAAGAUGCUGAUGGUUUUUACAGAGGUGAAUGUGAAGGAAAAAAAGGGUUGAUUCCCGGCAAUAUGGUCUCUGAAAUGCGUAUUGAUAGUAUGGAAGUAAAAAAACAGCUGUUAAAGAAAGCUUAUGAAGGAUGA